AUGUUUUACGACCUUUUGACAAGAAAUUCCAAUGAAUAUUUCUAUCAAGGUCCGGCAGGUCGAAAAAAAGGUGAAAGAGCUAAACACGAACACGAGGCAGAAGAAAAAGAAUUUAUAAAUUUCUUCUCCCAGCAGCAAAACACCUUUGGGCCGCAAGAAACAAGGCAGAAAUUAGAAAGAGCUGCCAACAAAAUGGCUGUUAAUAAGAAACAACAAACAAUAAUGAUGGCGUCUCAAGAUGAGCGCGAGGAGUCAAAGGAUAAGAAGACGCCAUCGUUAGAGCAAGAAAUGAAUUUGGCUCGAAGGGCAUGUUGGUGCAAUAAUAAUUUGGAUGACUUAAAGGGUCAACAACAACAAGAACAACAAUUAAAACAAAAAUGCUGUGAGAAUUGCUUUAAACGUCUAAAUGAGGACAACAAACACGAUAAUGAUAAUGUAAAUGAAAAGAAAAUUAAUAGUAAAAUGUUUAGUAAUACAAAUACUACCACAACUACAAAUAGUUUAAGUAGAAAGAAAAAUCUUAUAAAUAAGCACAAAAUGGAGCCAGGAAAUGAAACUACAACAAUUUCCUCUUCCUCUUCUACAAAAUCCAAAGAUGCUGCUAAUAAUUCCUCUGUCUCUGACUCUGCCUCCUCCCCCACCACUGUAAAUAAUAAUAAUGCCACAAAUUGCAAUAAUAGUCUUAGCAACAACAACAACAGCAACAAUAACUUCAUGGCCUAUUUGCGUAAUGAUCCACGUUUUGCUCCCUAUCGUCCCACGGAACAAAAACAAGAUCAGCAGAAAUCACAACAACAACAACAACAGAAUCAACUCCUAAUAAUUCCUCCUCAACGAAAGCGAAAAAAACCCUUUCAAUUCAAAUUGUUGACAAAUAAGAAAAUGAUUUUCUUAUUUAUUGUCUGUGUUUUCUUUUCCUGUGUCAAUCGCAUUGAAGCCCGUCCAAAUUUGGAAAGUUCUAAUAAUGCUAUAGUGGGCGAAGCCUCACCUGGCAUAGUUGCUACCAGUGAUGGCGGUGCAACUGUUAAGGCCAUGGAUAAUAGUGUUUCCGGUAAAAGUAAUCUUUAA
This is a messenger RNA of Lucilia sericata (common green bottle fly), 1068 nucleotides long. RefSeq lists its product as uncharacterized. The transcript is spliced from 4 exons. Lineage: Eukaryota; Metazoa; Arthropoda; Insecta; Diptera; Calliphoridae. The record is from RefSeq and is a predicted model, not a curated record. Bases 1 to 1068 code for a protein of 355 amino acids.